Molecule: messenger RNA, 2102 nt
Organism: Pocillopora verrucosa
Lineage: Eukaryota; Metazoa; Cnidaria; Anthozoa; Scleractinia; Pocilloporidae
Biological process (GO): phagocytosis
Cellular component (GO): cytoplasm; nucleus
Molecular function (GO): histone H4R3 demethylase activity; P-TEFb complex binding
Source: RefSeq, a predicted model, not a curated record
GUUAGAGCCAUCUGAAGCCAACUAAGAACUGUGGCUCGAAAAUGCUCAUCGAAAAACUAAUAACAUAUCUUGCGCUUGUAAUAUAUUUAGUUGUUCCGUCUCGGUUGUGUGAGGGCGCUCUAAAUUCAAAGAAUGAUAUAACUGUGAUUGAGCCUGUGAGAGGAGCCAUGUGGAUAUCGGGACAACACUCUUACCCUAUCACAUGGACUCAGUCGAAAUUCUGCUUCAAAUGGAAUAUAGAACUGUUGGAUAUUGAAGAGAGAAAAGUCGCACAGAUUUCAACGGGACUAAGCGAGUUUAAAGAGGGAAGCAUGCGUCAUGCUUGGCUUAUUCCACCAACAAUUCAAAACGGCGAUUAUGUGAUCAAAAUUUGUGAGAACAGCGCUCCUGAAAAUUGUGGUAGGAGCAAUUCAUUCUUUAUUAGGACCACUAAAGAGAUUGGACAUGCCGAAGAUACUGAUUUUGACGCGUUUUCCCCGAUACAUACUCCUCAAAUGAAAGAAACUCUUACCUUUUCUGGUAACGCGACGAACAAUGAGAGGUCCGCUGUCCAACGCAGGUUACCGCAUGAGCUGCGCCGACAAAAGCGCACGGAGCGAGAACGGCUCUACUUUAAAUACAUGUCUGAGCGGAUUAGACAUGACCCAGAUCAAUUACAAUGCGCAAUCGAACGCGUCCAUCGACCAUCAAAAGAGACAUUUGUGGAGCAGUAUAUGAAGCCUCGAAAGCCUGCCAUUUUAACAGGAAUGAUGGAUAACUGGGAAGCAAUGAAAUCCUGGAGUUUUGAUAAACUCGGUAGUAUCCUCACUAAAGGAGUGAAGGUUAACAUCAUGGAGAAUACCACUCCCUAUUCACAGUGGAACGAAUUUCGUGCUCUGUUUGCUGACAUGUACAAAGAUCCAGCCCAAGUGAUUAUGACAGAUUUCCAUCAGAUUUACCCUGAGCUUAUGGAUGCAAUAAAUUUCCCGAAAUUUUCUAAAGACUAUUUUGAGGAAGUUGUAGACGAAGAUAUUCGUCCUCCCCAGCUUUCUUUUGAGAUGGCUCCAACAAGAUCUGGUUUUCACUGGCGCGUAGAGGCACUAAAUGCCUCAUUAUGGAGUGCUCUAAUACAAGGCAAAAAGCUUUGGGGUCUUUAUCCACCAUCAAAGUAUUAUGUACCAGGAGUAAAUCACAAUAAUCAUCGAACACAGAAUUCUCAGCAGUCUGAGUCAUUUACCUGGUGGAUUUAUACUAAACCUGAGUUACAAGAUGAACACAAACCACAGGAAUGUCUACAGGAGGCAGGGGAGAUACUUUACAUCCCCUCAGGCUGGUGGUGGAGCAAUGUCAACGUAGAUGACACAAUUACCAUGCAGAAAUCCUUUUGUGACGAAACAAACAUCCGAUCCUGUAUGGACGAGUUGAAAGAAUUAGGUGACAGUGUUGCUGACAACUUCCACGCUGAUGUUUACAUCCAGUUGCGUAACUACUUGGCAAUUCAUGACGCAGGGUUUCUCACAGAUGACGACCGACAAUUUAAGUCUCCUAUAAGAGACCUUGGACAAACUAACAGUGAUCACGGAGAGAAUUUCCACCAAAAUGUGUGGAAGAAAUACUUUGAGGAAGGGAUUGAUGAUGCAAAAUUCUCAAGCAAUCGUGAUGAUGAGGCGAAUGUAUGAUGGUAAACUCACUAAUGUGAUUGCCUCUCUGGCUGUAAAUCUCGUUCGUUUUCUCUCACAACACUUGAGGAUUUGUAUGAAAUCUCGAUGGAAGAUUUACAAGGAAUAAUCCAUGCUUAACACAUAAUUCACAAACCUCUUAGAAACUUCACGGAAGCCCCGCCUGGCAACCAUUGCACACGCAUAGUGACAUAACCUUUAGUGCAAACCCCACAAGUUGUUUAUUUGCCAUAUUUCGCUGCAACUUUCGGAAAUAUCUGUACUCAAAAGAUGCGUCGUAUCCAUGCAUGUUUUAUGUAGUACUGCAUAGAUUCUUAGAAGUUCGUGACAUCGGAAAUUGCUUUUCCACUCGUUUAAUUUGGAUUGAUGCGCUAGCUAUGAAUAGACGCAAAUCUGGUGAAGUGCAAAUGCAAUAUGAGUAUUGGGGUAACUGAAAGAUGAAUG